Messenger RNA from Caenorhabditis sp. 36 PRJEB53466, 1286 nucleotides. The record is from the annotation of a GenBank genome assembly. NCBI's taxonomy places the organism in Eukaryota, Metazoa, Nematoda, Chromadorea, Rhabditida, Rhabditidae.
AUGGAAAAUCUUUUGCGCGAAGAAGAAAACGACGAUGAUUCGAGGUCGGAGCUUUCGGAAUUGGAGCUCGAAGAGCUGGUGACGACCAAAUUCGUUGCUGAAUAUGAGGAACUCAAGAAGGAAGUGAGUGAAGUCGAGGAUGUGGAACUGGUGCGUGCCGUCGCCUCGCCGAUUCUCUUGCGAAUCAGUCCUAUCGAGCACUCGCGGAGAAGCGACGGAGUGAUUCUGGAGGAGUACGACUGUCUCCGCCGUCCGAUCGAAGAGAAAACGAAUCUGGACGGGGCGACCGAUCUGAUGGAUCGCAUUCGGAAGGCUUCGGACCAGGAGCUGGCCACGUUUUUCAUGUGGAAUAUUUUCGAAAAGUCGAAGAAGUGGAAGCAGACCAGCAGAGGUGAGUGGGUGGUGCCUUCCGAAUGCACACCCGUGAUUACUCUAUUUCAGACACCGAGCUCUCGCUCAUCAACUCGUCCGUUUCGAUGGUCGACGCCCGACCCCAUCAUCUGCACUUCUUCUGCCGUCGACUCACUGAAUCCGACAUCGUUGACGUCAUUCACAAAUGUCUCUCGAUGCCCGAUCCUCCUAUCAAAUACCGCUCACUCCUUCGGAUGACAAUCAAGACGGAAAUGCCGUUGAAACAAUUUCUCAAGUUUGUAAAUAAUUUCCUCCUACUGCAUCUUAGUCUGCUUUAUAGCAAGUUGCAACAAAUGACCAAUGAAAAUCUUGAAAUGGAGCGGACAAAUGAGAUGGUGACGGCGUCGCAGAAGCAGUCGGACGGAUCGAAUCGCAAGUUCCGAACUCUGAAAAUCGAUCAGUUUUCCCAGUUGGAGCACUUUUUGUGCAACGGAAGCCUGCUGACAAUGGGCGCGACGACUCGCUUUGAGUUCGGAAUGCGGAGCAGACACCACGUGUCGGUGAAUGUGGAAUACAACAAUGAAGUAGAUGUGAAUGGGAGAAGGGCCAAGGUGACUCCGUUCGGGGAAAGCUCGGCCAGAGAAUCCGUUGCUUUCAGAGCAUUGUCGUUGAGCAGAUGGUCACUCCGCUGCCGGGGAUCCUCCCGACAAAACGUGUCACUUUCGGAUUGCCUUUGGUGGAAGACGUCGUCUUUUUUGAGAUUCCUGUUAAUGUGGGCGGCUUUCAUUUUUCCAUUUAGAUUUCAAAAUUGAAAUUUUCAGGCGCCGUUCAAUCCGCUAGGCGUUUCGAGCAGAAUCACCGAUCUGAUUGAGCACCUGGAGAGCAUGAAUCCUGCCGUCAAGAGUGUCAACUUCAAGAAUGUUACUUUCCGUUAA